Messenger RNA from Clarias gariepinus (North African catfish), 3348 nucleotides. It is a transcript of the gene cdh16, whose product is annotated as cadherin 16, KSP-cadherin. The transcript has 18 exons. The record is from RefSeq and is a predicted model, not a curated record. Gene Ontology annotation, cellular component: catenin complex; adherens junction; plasma membrane. Gene Ontology annotation, molecular function: cadherin binding; calcium ion binding. NCBI's taxonomy places the organism in Eukaryota, Metazoa, Chordata, Actinopteri, Siluriformes, Clariidae. The coding region runs from base 125 to 2578 and encodes 817 amino acids. Gene Ontology annotation, biological process: homophilic cell-cell adhesion; cell morphogenesis; calcium-dependent cell-cell adhesion.
CACAGUCCCCUCAAACUUGAGAUUUCAACCAUUCUGUCUUUGCUGAGGACCAGAGCAAGCACUCACCUACUUUUAUAAGCUAAUUUGUAGCCGGCUAUAGGUCACAGUGUGCUCAGUGAAUGAGAUGUCUUCAUGGAUCAAAACACUAAAUCUGCUGCUUUGUCUGUCUACUUUAUAUGGAGAAGCAGCACACCUUAGGAUUGGUGUUCCAGAAAACUAUGAUGGUAUUUUCCCUUGGUACCUAACCAAGUUGCCUGAUCUUCCCUUAACAUAUGCUGAUCUGAUGGUGAGCGGUGAUGAUGAGGGCAUUUUUGGAGUAGAGUCAGGUUUCUUGUAUGCCUUAAAACCUCUGGACCGGGAGAAGAAACCAACAUACUCCCUUCAAGUUUCUUUCACGGCAUCCAUGCACCCACAGAGCUUUAGUGUAGAGGUGUGCGUCAUCGAUAAGAAUGACAACGUACCCAUGUUCCUGCAAGAGAGCAUGCGAGGCACUGUUCAACUUGGCCUGCUGAGAGGGAUCCCGUUCAUGCAGGUGGGCGCUUUAGACCGUGAUGACCGAAACACACCCCAUGCUGAUCUGCGUUUUCGCCUUCUAGACCAGAUGCCUCGCAUCCCGGCCAGUCACAUGUUCCACAUAGAUGCCACCAGUGGGGAGGUGUCUCUCACAGAGGAUGGUGCUUCUGCUCUGGACCCUGAAAUGUGUGGCCGCUAUAAACUUUCAGUAAUGGUCCAGGACAUGGGUGGGAAGGCCAAUGCUUUCUUCUCCACAGGCACAGUGUUGGUGGAGGUGACCGGGAACACAUGGGCUUCCCCCGACCCGGUCCGAUUGCAAGAGAACCUGCCAGGCCCAUACCCUAUCCCCAUCUCUCAGGUGAAAUGGAGUGGGAGUUUGGUAGAGUACAGCCUGGAGGGAGAGUUUCCAGAGAUGCUUUUUACCAUAAGUAGAGAAGGAGUCAUCUACUUGAAUGCCCCUCUUGACCGAGAAACCCAAGAUCAGUUCCUGAUCAGCAUAGUAGCAGAGAGGCCAGAUGGCAGAAAGAUUGCAAAGCCGGUAGAGCUGAGGGUCAUGGUGGGAGACACCAAUGACAACAGACCAACCUUCCCACAGUUGCAGUAUCACACAGUUGUCAAGGAACUCGCACAGAAAGGAACUGAAAUUCUCACAGUCCAGGCGGCUGAUAACGAUGACCCCAAAACGGAUAAUGUGAGGAUUUUUUACAGAUUGGCAGGGCAGGUACCAGAAAGCCCACGCCAACUUUUCCGUGUGGACCGAGAUUCCGGAGUGAUCACAGUGCAAGCUGACAACAUGGAGGGCACAGCACCACAGUACACACUCACAAUCAUCGCCGAGGAUGCUAAAGGGUUAAACAGCUCCUGCACUGUGAUAGUUAAAGUUCUGGAUGAGAACAACAAUGCACCUGUCUUCUCUCAGCAUGAGUAUGGCCCAUUUCACUUGGCAGAGGAUGCCCCGAUGGGUACCACUGUGACGGCGGUGGCAGCAUGGGAUGCUGAUGAGUGGGGUGGGGACAGCUGGCUGGUCGACUAUCGACUCGAUUCAGGAAAUGAGGAUGAGGUCUUCUCUUUGGUGACGGACAAACAAACUAAUGAGGUCUCUCUUGUUCUCUCUAAGGUGCUGGAUUUUGAGAGGGAGAGUGAGUACAUUCUGGUGCUGAGUGCUCAGAACCCUGUGGCCCUGGUGAGGGGAAGGUAUGGCCCUGCAUCAACUGCCACGGUCUCCAUCUUCAUUGAUGACAUCAACGAGGGCCCCGUUCUGUCACAGAGUCACUACGAGGUCAAUGUAAGGGAGGGUGAGGAGCCUGGGAGGGUCAUAGCUACAAUUAGGGCUUAUGACCCUGACUCGCAUCCAAUCAGGUACUCACUGAGAGGGGACACAAAGAAAUAUUUCUCGAUUGGGAAGUACUCAGGAGAGCUGAAGACAGUACAGGCAUUGGACAGAGAGGAGAACAGUACCUACACCAUGGAGGUGGUGGCUGAGGAUGGACGUAACUCAUCUUUGUCCGCCUCUACGCUAGUGACAGUUCAUAUUCUGGAUGUAAAUGAUAACAGCCCUGUUUUGGUUGGUGAUUACUCCUGGAAGUACCUUUGCACUCCACGCUUGGAGGACCAAGCCCUGGUACUGGCGUCUCGGGACAGUGAUGGACCACAGCACGGUGGCCGCCUUAACUUCUCACUCAGCAGCGACCCCACUGUGCGACGCAACUGGAAACUCACACCCAUUAACGACACUCACACCAACCUGUCUCUGAAUGUUGACUAUCUGACCCCUGAUGUAUACACUGUGCCCUUCACCAUCUCAGAUAGCAGCUCUCCUCCCAGAAGCACCUUCAUUAACUUGCCUGUAACUGUGUGCACAUGUAAUGUGAGAGGGAAUUGCCGCACCGCAGCGAAGCAACUUGCAGGGAUGCCCACCAUCCAAUCCACACUGGGAGUCCUCCUCGGGACACUGGGAGUUAUAGGUAUCAUACUGAUAGUCAUAUUUGUGAGACUGUCCUACCAGAAACCUCCACCUACUGCAAAAGCCAAUCAGGAGACAUCACCUCUUCAUGUCUCACUGUAACUCAUCAUACAGUUGGACCUGUUGUUUAGCAUACACUUACUGUAUAACUUAAAAGCAGCAAUAAAUGUUUCCCCUCUAUCAUGCUUUGCUUGAUGGUAGAUUUUACAACAUUUAUUUCUUCAUCUUAAUCCUCAUCCUUAUCAUGUAGUGCCCUUGCACUGGUUUUUGGCAUCCUGUACUGAAACCACAUUUACCAUAUUUAAUCUAAUCUUAUGAAAGGUUAAUUAAGAAGCUAAUGGAAAUGUAUAGUGUAAGAUGACCAAUAGUGCAGGACUGUAAAAUAUAACUAUAGGUAACUUUAUAUAUAGUAACUUUUCUACUGGUACUGUAGACUAGUGUUUAUUGUUAUUUAUAUAGUAUAUAGUCAUACACCGAUCAGCCAUAACAUUGUGAUCACUGGCAGAUCACAUACAGAAGCAAACUGCAACCCGAUGACAAGAUUAUGUGCACUCAAGGCUCAACCAUAACCAUGGGGACCAAAAGCCAGCCUGUCAGGCCAAUCCCACAGGAAAGAAAAUGCAGCACCAACCAAUGAAUAUAGUACGUCCUGGCCAUGAUAGAAAGCUACCAAAACACCCAAUGCAUUAGAGCCCACCAUGCAUUGGGCAUGCAUCAAGUUGAAUCCAUGGACGCCUAGAGAUCUUGUAGAGUCUGGAGUUGCCCUGCUUCAUGCACUGUGUUGUAAUGUUAUAGCUAAUCGGUAUAUGUAUAUAGUUAUAAUCUUCCUUCUGUACAUUUAGGAUUAGCAAGGUUAUCUGUUGUUUACUUAA